This is a messenger RNA of Eurytemora carolleeae, 1828 nucleotides long. RefSeq lists its product as uncharacterized. The record is from RefSeq and is a predicted model, not a curated record. The annotation marks the transcript as partial. The transcript has 2 exons. NCBI's taxonomy places the organism in Eukaryota, Metazoa, Arthropoda, Copepoda, Calanoida, Temoridae. Gene Ontology annotation, molecular function: nucleic acid binding.
GAAACUAUCAGACGCAGAGAAAAAGUACUCCGCCUUCGACAGAGAACUCCUGGCGGCCUAUCUCUCCAUCAGACACUUCCGCUUCAUGCUAGAAGGUAGAGAAUUUUUGCUAUUUACUGAUCACAAACCUCUAACCUCUUCCUUGUUCAGGAGUUCUCCGCCCUGGACAGCUAGACAGCAGAGACAUUUGGCCUACGUCGCUGAAUUUACCAGUUCCAUCGUGCAUGUUCCUGUUCAGGAGAACACCGUGGCUGAUGCCCUUUCUCGCCCCACUCAGUGCUCCAGUUCCCCAGCUCCAUUACAACCUCCGCCUCUUCUAAAUCCAGCUCCGCUGCAGCUCCAAGCCCCUCCCCCCUCUCACGAUGCUCCGAAGCCUUCUCCUACCAAGGAUCCUGUUCUGGAGAUGUCGGCGGUGUUGGUGGUGUCGGCGGUGUUGGCGGUGUCGGAGGUGUCGGAGGUGUCUGAUUCUCCACCCUCCUCUACAAUCCGACAAGAUUUUUUCGUUCCAAACUUUGAUUUUUCAAAGAUUUUAUAUUUUCAGCAAGUUUGUCCAUCAGUAAAAACUAUGAAGAAUUUGCCUUCUCUUUCAAUAGUGACUGUGACUCUGGAUUCCGGAGUGUUAUUAUGUGAUAGUUCUACAGGAAAUCUCAGACCUCUAGUUCCAGAAGUUCUCCGUAAACCUCUGUUCCUAGCCCUGCACAAUGUAUCUCACCCUGGUGUCAGAGGAUCUCGGAGAUUAAGUUCUGCUCGGUUCGGUUGGCCUGGUAUAUCUCAAGAUACGGGAGUGUGGGCCAGAGCUUGCCUCCAGUGUCUACGGAGUAAGAUUCAAACUCAUGUGAAAUCUUCUGUUCCUGCUAUUUCCGUUCCUUCCAGACAUUUUUCUCAUGUUCACAUUGAUAUUGUCGGACCUCUACCCUCGAGUCAGGAUUGUUCUUACAUCAUAACCUGGAUUUCAAGAUUUGGUGUUCCUUCAAUCUUGACCUCUGACAGAGGCGCACAGUUCACAUCUUCCGUCUGGGCCGGAGUCUGUCAUUCUCUGGGAAUCUCAGCCUCACAGACAACGAGUUUUCAUCCUCAAUCAAAUGCCAGAGCUGCUAACUCUGACUGGGUCUCACACCUGCCUCUGGUUUUGCUUGGACUCCGCUCCGUUCCAAAAGAAGACACAGGAUUCUCUGUUUCCGAGGCAGUCUACGGCUCCUCCUUAACAAUUCCAGGAGAGUUUUUGGAUGGUCCAGAAAUUCCAAGUUCUCAGUUCCUCAGCAAGAUAGGGAAGGUUAUAUCCGGUUUCUCCGUUCCUCCGCCUCAUCACGUUCCACAGCAGCCUCCAGCUGAAGUUCCAGCCUCUCUUACAACUGCUAGGUUCGUGUUUGUACGAGAAGACGCCAGUAAACCUUCUCUUGCCCCUUUAUACCGUGGCCCUUACUUGGUUUUAGAGCGGCGGAACAAGUUCUUCUGCCUCCAGAUUGGUAACAAGGUGGAUUCUGUCUCGAUUGAUCAUCUUAAGCUAGUGUUUUCGGACUCCCCUGUGGUUCCAGCUAAUCCUCCGCCUCUAGGACGUCCUCCUCUUUGUCCAGCAAGACAUCCUCCUGAUCCAUCCUCCGCCGUGAACUCUUCCGCCUCCAAGAAGAAAUCUGUGACUUUCCUCAACCAACCUACAGUUAUGCUGAGAAGAAACCCGCACAGACAGGCUAGGGGAAGAAGUUCCUGCUCCGCCUUAACUCCGGCGUUCCUUCUUGGGGGGAGUAAUGUGGCGGAAGACGAUCCAAGUCUUAGCCGGAUAGAGAGACGCGGCAAGAGGAACACAGAUCUGCCAAGUCACCAUGAAUAG